Clonostachys rhizophaga is the source of this 1959-nucleotide messenger RNA. NCBI's taxonomy places the organism in Eukaryota, Fungi, Ascomycota, Sordariomycetes, Hypocreales, Bionectriaceae. The record is from the annotation of a GenBank genome assembly.
AUGAUUGAGCAAGAAAUGCAAGCCCUUGUUUCAUCAGCAGUCAGAACUCCAUCCUUCUGGGUCUGGGGCAGACAUUUGUUCCGACUACGCCAAGAUAAUGUCAACGAACGAGGGAUUCUGGAGAGAUGCGCGAGGGUCAACGAUACGACACCAAAGGAGGAUGACUGGAAGGUCGUCAUCGACAUUGAUGAAUUGGGCCGGAAAGAGAAUCGCGUCUAUGAAUUUCAUUCGCAUAUGGAGUGUUGCAUCUUUGGCCCUGAUGCAGAUCGUCUUUUACUAAUGCUUUCCGAUGGAGGUUCCGACUUAGUCGAGCUUCGCGAAAUUGAUGCAAGGACAGGCCAUUUGAUCGAUGGUGGAUUUCACACGCCGUCGGGUCGCAUCACCGUUUCUUGGCUGGAUAUCGACCAUAUUCUAAUUAGCCACACAAUAUACGGUGGCCCAAAGACUGCGGGAGACUGGCCCGCGGCUUCUUAUAUUUGGCAGCGUGGAUCAGAUCUCAAGAAUGUCAAGGCAAUUUUCACGGCUGAGCCAACCGACGCAAUCGCAGGUGUUUGCUCGCUCGGUCUUACAGAUAGUGGCCGGGCUAUCAUCAAUCGCGUUGUGGACUUCUCUACAUUUAUCUACUAUAUUGUGUCUCUUGACGGGAGCGUGGAAGAGCUUCCGGGUCUGCCAACAGGUUCAUCCAUGGUGCUUCCCAGGCCUACAACGUCAAAGCACUUGUUCAUCUCCCUAUCCAAAGAAACCGCCGUACGGGGUAGGAUGGUACCGGCAGGCUCCCUAAUUGCCUACGAUGUUUCAACCAAUAAGCCGAGCGAAGAAAGACUGAGCAUUGUAUACGAGCCCGAAGAGGAAGAGGUUAACCUACACCUGUGGAUCAAUGGUUUGCGGGCAAGCAAUUCAAGGGUUCAUUUUGCUAUGAGCAAGAGAGGUGUAGAGAAACGAAUGGUCUUCGAUAACAAAAACGGGGAAUGGCAGCUUGUCCGUAGCGUCCCGACCAGCACCGGCUCCCGUGUCACAAUUGUUGCGGCAGACUGUUACAGUGAUGAUACCAUCAUAUGUGAGUCUGGACUACUUUGUCCUUCGACCUAUUGGCUGGAGGAUGAAGAGGGAAAACAAACCCUACUUUAUGCCGAGAAACCUGCCUUUGAUGCUAGCGAGUUUAUCCUUCGCCAGAUGACAACCAACAGCGAAGAUGGCACCGAAAUCGAUUACCUCGUUUUAUCUCCCAGAGUCCCAAAGCAUGACCAGGGUAAAGCCCCUGUCCUUAUGACUGGGUAUGGUGCAUAUGGUAUAUCAAUGCCUACCUCGUACCUUAACUCUAUGUUGGGGGGGGUUUCUCUUGUCCCAUGGCUCAACAGUGGUGGCUCUCUCGUCAUCCCAUUCAUACGGGGCGGUGGAGAGAGAGGCGAGGCAUGGCAUCAAGCCGCGAGACAGGAGAAGCGUCAGAAGUCAUACGAUGAUUUCAUUGCGGUCGCAGAGACUAUUGUGAGAGAUGGUUUCACCACACCGAAGCAUCUCGGCGUUUACGGUUCGUCCAGUGGCGGCCUCCUCUCUGCCAUAAUGUGCAUUCAACGCCCCAAACUUUUCGGCGCUGUCGUGAGCGAUGUUCCAAUCACCGACAUGUUGAGGUAUACAUUGAUGGGCAUGGGCGGCGCUUGGAUAUACGAACACGGCGAUCCCAAGGAUCCGGAAAUGGCCAAAGUACUAAGAGCAUACUCGCCAUUUCACAACAUCCAGGAUGGGGUGAACUAUCCUCCCUGCCUGGUCACGAUUUCAACCAAUGAUGAUCGCGUCGGCCCCGGCCAUGGGAGGAAAUUUGCCGCGAAGAUGAAAGAUUCCGGAGCGUCGAGCUUUUAUUUCUUUGAAGAUGAUAGUGGCGGCCACUCUGUCAGUGAUUCUUUCAAAAACACCAAACUACUGGUUAGGCGACUCGUUUUCUUCAUCGAAACGCUUCAAUAA